Molecule: messenger RNA, 1437 nt
Organism: Mus caroli (Ryukyu mouse)
Lineage: Eukaryota; Metazoa; Chordata; Mammalia; Rodentia; Muridae
Gene: Rdh8
Product: retinol dehydrogenase 8
Biological process (GO): estrogen biosynthetic process; retinol metabolic process
Cellular component (GO): cytosol; cytoplasm
Molecular function (GO): estradiol 17-beta-dehydrogenase [NAD(P)+] activity; all-trans-retinol dehydrogenase (NAD+) activity
Source: RefSeq, a predicted model, not a curated record
AUGGCCUCUCAGCAGCGGACGGUGCUCAUCUCUGGCUGCUCUUCGGGGAUCGGCCUUGAACUAGCACUUCAGCUGGCUCAUGACCUCAGGCAGCGUUACCAGGUGGUGGCCACCAUGAGGGACCUAGGGAAGAAGGAGCCAUUGGAGGCAGCUGCUGGAGAAGCUCUUGGAAAGACCCUCAGCGUGGUCCAGCUGGACGUGUGCAGUGAUGAGUCAGUGACUGACUGUCUCAGCCACAUCGAGGGAGGACAAGUGGAUGUGCUAGUGAACAAUGCAGGAGUAGGCCUUGUGGGGCCCCUGGAGGGACUCAGCCUAGCCACCAUGCAGAGCGUGUUCAACACCAACUUUUUUGGAGCUGUCCGUCUGGUCAAAGCUGUGCUUCCAGGCAUGAAGAGGAGGCGUCAGGGCCACAUCGUGGUGGUCAGCAGUGUUAUGGGGCUUCAGGGUGUCAUGUUCAAUGACGUCUAUGCAGCCUCCAAGUUUGCCCUAGAAGGGUUCUUUGAGAGUCUCGCUAUCCAGCUGCGACAAUUCAAUAUCUUCAUCUCAAUGGUGGAGCCAGGUCCAGUCACCACUGACUUUGAAGGGAAACUCCUGGCUCAGGUUUCCAAGGCAGAGUUCCCAGAUGCAGACCCUGACACCCUGGGCUACUUCCGGGACUUGUACCUCCCAGCCUCCAGGGAGCUCUUCCGCUCUGUGGGACAGAGCCCACAGGAUGUGGCCCAGGUCAUUGCCAAGGUCAUCGGUUCCACCAGACCCCCACUCCGCAGACAGACCAACGCUCGCUACCUCCCACUGACAGCGCUUAAGGCCAUGGACCCCUCUGGAAGCCUGUAUGUGAAAACUGCCCACAGGCUCCUUUUUCGCUGGCCUCACCUCCUCAACCUUGGUCUCCGAUUCCUGGCCUGUGGCUGCCUCCCAACACGUGUGUGGCCUAGACAAACAGAUCAGAACUGACCUGUCCCACCCUUCUACCUGGAACAGCAGGGCUCUGCCCAGAGACAGUACAGACUCUCUUGUUCACUCAUUCAGGCCCAUGGGGGAAGAAUUUGGGAUGGAGUGGGAGGCAGAGGGAGUUGAGGAGGUUCCAGCCAUGGCUUUACAUCACUCUGGAUUUCCCGAGGCUGAGACCACGAUCCCCUGAACUCACCAUACAUUCCUAUGCUGCUGAAAUCACACUGAGUCAGACUCAGCUGCAUCGAAGAGAGAAUCCUCAUUGCUAAGAGUGGUAACUAUACAAACAAACACAGCCAGGGGAAGCUGGUGUUAGACACUGGCUGGAUGUUAUUGCUGACCUGACAGGGAGGCUGGCCCAAGUUCAGCCGAUGCUGGAGACAGGCCCACACUUGGUUCUGCAUUGCUGCAGUCCAGUCGUCCCCAGCUCAGGCAGGACAACCCAUCCUGCAGCUGCUCAGGCUAAAGUACCUGAGUUUCUCUCUU